Messenger RNA from Megalops cyprinoides (Indo-Pacific tarpon), 457 nucleotides. Its product is annotated as apoptosis-associated speck-like protein containing a CARD. The coding region runs from base 158 to 457 and encodes 99 amino acids. The record is from RefSeq and is a predicted model, not a curated record. Gene Ontology annotation, biological process: regulation of apoptotic process; innate immune response; inflammatory response. NCBI's taxonomy places the organism in Eukaryota, Metazoa, Chordata, Actinopteri, Elopiformes, Megalopidae. The transcript has 3 exons.
CGGAGACGGUACGUGAGAGGGAGAGUCAGUAAUGGUCUACACAAUACACUGUUCCGUUUGUACCUUUGCUGCCAACUCUGCGUUAACUUGACAGUCGGUGGAUUGUGGGUGGAGAUUCACCAGUGACUGAAACGAUCUGUUUCUGUCUGAGACAGGAAUGGGGACAUCGCAGCAGAGUGCUCAGUUCAUAGAGAAGCACAGGGCGGAGCUCAUUCAGAGGGUAUCGCUGGUGGAGCCUAUAGCCGACGGCCUGCUCUCACACAGACUGAUCCAUGAGGAGGCGUACUCCAACAUCCGAGCUGCCCCGACCAGCCAGGAGAAGAUGCGAGCGCUGCUCGGGGCGCUGUCCACGGCCGCCGUGAAAGGCGAGUUCCUCAGGAUACUGGAAGAGCACGAUCCUCACCUGGUCCAGGAGCUGAGAGGACAGAGGAGAGGGAUCCAAGACUCUGGUAAGUGA